CAGUGAUGGAUGGUUUUUUUCUCCUUCUUCCCGACGUCACGAUUUGACAUGAUGGGCGGCUCGACCUUUUCCCUCCGUAUAGUGGUCCGAUAAAUCUACUCUGCAAUCAAGUCCUCGCCAAUGCUGACCUCGGGAAAAGGAAGACUGAAUAAAAACGCCCACACCACCAACCUCAGAUACACACGUGCAGGUCGUUGUCAUCGUUAACCUUCCAAAUUAAGAAAGUAAAUCGACUCGUUAUGAUGCUCUGGAAGCGUGCUCCCUUCUAGCUAGAUCCUACGUCGAUUGCACCCCCCCCCCCGCCUACGUGCGUUCGGAGCUUUGUUAUUGUCGUCGAGGACGUGGACCUGCCCGCCCAAACGUUGUCUUCAAAUGCUAGAGAAAACGGCCGCAUGUUUGGAACCAUGCGGCCGUCGAGUCGUUCCGCCUCCAAGAACAGCCCUUCGAUCUACAAGACAGCUGCAUACAGCUUUCUGGCAGCAUGGGGCUGCUGACAUUGAGCUCACCAAGGCCUGGCAAACCUUGAUGCACGGCACUCUGGACAGUAGCGUUACCUUGUCUGACCGAGGGGAAACUUCGUCGCUCAAUGCUUCUGCUUUUCUUCUCGACUUUCUAUAUCCGGCCGGCACCGCUGCUCUGUUGCGCCGCCCUUCCCCAAUUUCCCUAGACCAAUCCGAACGAUUACGAAUGCGUACUCGACCGUCACACGUCUCCCCACGUCUCUACAAUUCUGAAUCCCACUCGUCUCCCGCCGCCCGAGGAACGAACAGCGCGACAGCUGUCGACCAUGAGAUAUCGAAUGACGUACCGGAGCCUAGCGGGCCAUUAUCGGCUGAACCUAGUGACUCAAAACCCUCCACUUCGCCUGACAAACAAUACCAGCGUAUCGCCAUUGAUCAUAUCUUGAAGACGAAUAACUUUGCCGAAGUUGAUGUCUUAUGGCGUCGUUAUACGUCCUUGAGCGAGCACUCUCAAAAAGCUUAUUCCCAGAGAGUUCUGUCAUUUCUUUCUAGGACUGGUCGCGUAUCGGAUUCGCGCAAAAUUUCUGAACUCUUUCAUAAGUUGGAGCUCUCUAGUUGGGACAACGAGGUAUUUGUGGCUGGUGUUUCAGCCGAGAUCAAUCUACAAAAUCUCUCUCAAGCUCUAUCAAUAUUUGAGAAAGGGCUUCAAUCUUCUAGUCUUGACAACACUGCACUCAUCGACUCUUUGGAUUUGCUGUUAGCAUCCGCCCUUAGAUCUUCCACAACCAGUUUUUUGGAGAAGGUCUGGCAACGAUAUCCAGAUAUGGCUGCGAGAUGGGAUUUUAACGGCAUUGCCGCUAAUCUGACGCACUGUGCAUCUGUUCCUGGCAUUGCCGAAAAAGUAAUGAUGUUUCCAGAGUACGUCGCUCAGCGUUUGAGUGCCUCCCACAAUAACGAUUUCGAUCGUGAGGCACUGGAGGUCCUGCAGAGAAUACUUGUUAGAAGAGCGCUUGUCUCGUGUGAGCAUUCGCACGUUAUACCCCUGUUACUACUUACGAAGGAUCCGUUGGCUUUUGAGGAUUUUUUGAGAUCUGCAGAGAAAACUGGUAGGCGGAAGGUCGCCCCCGAUGUGUACGACAUUUAUCGAAAAUUGCCCGGCAGCUCCCCUAGCCACGCUGUUCUACAUUGCGUCUUCCAUGCCUACACGCAAAUGAGGAAUUCGUACGCAAAAAUGCACGCUGGUGUAGAGAUGCUUUGGAAGGACUGGCAUGGGUUUCAUGGUAUGCCAUCUAGACGGGCUUAUCAGAAACAUCUAGGAUUUUACGCAACAAGGGGUGAUAAAGAGCGGGUUUAUUCAUUAUGGACCGAAUACGUCGAGCGUUUCCGCAAUGAUCCUACUAUCAACAUUUUUGAUGCUGAUCAAGGCAGCGAUACUUUUGCGCAUUUACUCCAUGUACACGCUGUCAAUGCAGAGCCAGAAGAGGCUCAGCGGAUCUUUAAUGACAUGAUGAACAAGUUCAAGAUACAACCCUCUAUAUACGAUUGGAACAUUUUGUUGAAUGCGUAUGCUCAGGCUGAUGACUAUGGCGGCGCAAUGACGACUUUUGACCGCUUAUGUCAGACAAUCACACCAGACAAAUUUAGCUAUGGGACUCUGAUGCAGAUGGCUGGGUCAAGAGGCGACCUAGCAUUUACUGUCGACUUAUACCGCCGUGCUCGCAGCUCUAAUGUCGUCACCAACGAUGCUAUGCUGAGCAGUCUCGUCGACGCCUACUGCCAAAACGAUCUCUUCAAGGAAGCCGAAGACGUUUGCACGCGCGCUUCUACCAAGGGAAUUGCUACAACACUGAUGUGGAAUAAACUACUCUACUAUAAUGCUCUGCGUCGGGAUCUUGCAAACAUAAAUAGGAUUCUUAACAGUAUGGCCGACAAAAACAUUCCUUACAAUCAGUUUACAUACCAACAGUUACUGCUUGGACUUGCUCUGUGUCGGCAGCCGCACCAUGCACUCACCCUUCUUACUGUGGCUCUGAAAGAAAAAGUGUUUGAAGUCACGCCCGCACAUUUCCAGAUCGUUAUGAGCGCUCUUCUCCUAACUAGAGAGCCGGUAAUGACCAGACGCCUCUGCUUGCUCAUGAAUGAGCAUAAGAUUCCCAUUACAGAGGGUGUCAUUUUCCGGCUGAGUCAGUCUCUAGGACAAUGGAAGAAAUUGCCACCAAAACAGCGAAGAAAGCGCAGCGAAACACAAUGGUAUGGUGACGCGCUACGCACUUUUUUCAACAUCUAUGGAUACAAUUCGAAUACCCAAAUCAAACACCAAGGUCCUUCAAGUGCGAAGCCUGUUCGACAGAGGGAGCUACUUAGAUCGGGACGUGAGGUGUACCAAUUUAGUACGAUGAUGUACAUCUUCGCUCAGCUGAAUAAUAGUGUUCAGGUCAACGAGCUCGUUGAACUUUAUCGUUAUGUCUUCCAAGGUCCCAAUAAUGAAGGUAUAUUGCCACUGGGUAUGCUCAACGCCGUCAUGCUCUCGGGUCUUCAAGACCAACGAUAUGACCGUGUCAAGUCAACUUGGCGCCUCAUCUUCGACAUUGCCAGAACUGAAGCGCGCGCGGCUGAUUUCAGAGAGGAUUUACCCUACGCUAACAAGAUCUCACCGAAGUAUCAUUAUGCUCUAUCCGGUUGCCUGCGUGUGAUGCAAGAAGUCUUGUUCAAGGAAAACAAUCCUCUUGCCCUUCAAGAACUAGUCAAGGAGGUACGCGAGGCAGGCUUCGAGAUAGAUAGCAAGAAUUGGAACUAUCACGUGCAGUCUCUUGUGCAAAUGAAACAGUACAAGGCUGCAUUUGCAGUGUGUGAGAAAUACUUGAUGCCAAAUUGGACAGGAUGGCAAACAGUCCGAGCGAAGGAGGCCAUACGCACCACGCUUCCUUUGGAAACACGUAGGAAAGGGUUGUCUCGCCGUUACCUUCGGCCUACCGCGACAACACUAUAUCGGCUUGCACAGGCCUAUUUGGAACUCGAUAGACUGGGUCCUUGGUCUAGUGAGGCCAUCAUCACUCUUCGAGAUAUCGAGAGUGACAGCAUACAAGUGGUUAGGGCUAUCAAGUCCAUGAUUCGUGUAUAUUCGAGUUUAGAGUAUGAGAUUUUCAGUGCCGUUGACUCGAUCGAUACUACUUAUGCCGACGAGCCAAAUCUGGAGGAGGAGAUGACUGGUUUAGAAUAGAAGCCAAUGUCAAAGAUCAAGGAGGUAGUCAAUCCAUGACUCAAGGCGCAUAAGAAUACCUCUCAAACUAAAGAGUGUAGGAUGUUUCUGCAUAUCAUGUACAACAUUCACGACUUACGGAUAUGGCUAUCAGACUAUAGAUAUGGGUGUAGAUAAUGUGUAUACCUAUGUAAAGAUUGGAUAAAUCGCUACGAUAAUGAUUAGCAUGUGGUAGUACUGGUGAUGUCCGGUAUACUCAUCCGAAGUUGUAUGUGACUCACCCCAUGCUGUCCGAGAGGGAAGUUC
Molecule: messenger RNA, 3966 nt
Organism: Xylaria bambusicola
Lineage: Eukaryota; Fungi; Ascomycota; Sordariomycetes; Xylariales; Xylariaceae
Exons: 2
Coding region: 373-3681 (1102 amino acids)
Molecular function (GO): protein binding
Source: RefSeq, a predicted model, not a curated record